Molecule: messenger RNA, 2325 nt
Organism: Falco peregrinus (peregrine falcon)
Lineage: Eukaryota; Metazoa; Chordata; Aves; Falconiformes; Falconidae
Gene: KIF12
Product: kinesin family member 12
Biological process (GO): microtubule-based movement
Molecular function (GO): microtubule motor activity; ATP binding; microtubule binding
Source: RefSeq, a predicted model, not a curated record
AUGUUUAACCGAGCGGUGGUACCAGUUGUGCGGGGCAGCCCGCGCUGGCUGGCGGUGGCUCCUGCCGGGACCCGCCGACCGCUGCGGACACCCCGAGCGAGGGGUGCUGGGGGGGCACAUGGAGCCAGAGGGGGAGCGGGGCUGGGACCCCCAGCCGGGCACACGGCCCAGAACGCUCCCACGGGGCCAGGACAGACCCACGACCGUGAGCCCCUCUACCCCUGCCCCGGGGUGUCCGCGGGCGGGACCCCCAGCCUGGGGGCACCCACUGCCCCUCUGCCCUCUGUUCCCCAAAGGAGCCCCGGAGAGCAGCGGGAGGGCGCCGUGGUGGGCAGAGAGACGCGCCUGAGAGUCGUGCUGAGGGUCCGGCCACUGACCUGCACAGAGACGCUGCGAGGCGACCGGCGGGUUGUGCACAGCCUCGGCGAUGGCACCAUCCACGUGAGCGCGGCCAGGCACGAUGCCACCUUCGGGUUCAGCACCGUGUUCGACGCGGGCGCCUCACAGGAGGCCGUGUUCGAAGGCAGCGGGAUGAGGCAGCUGGUGGAGCUGGCCAUAGAUGGCUUCUCCUGCACCGUCUUUGCCUUCGGGCAGACCGGCUCGGGGAAGACCUACACCCUGAUGGGACCCCUCCUCGCCCAGAGCGAGACCCAGCCGGCGUCCCCCGCCCUGCUGGGGCUGAUGCAGAGGUCCUUUGCCUGCCUCCUGGAGCAGAGCCGGAGCCGCGGCUCUGACCUGGCUCUCAGUGCCUCCUACCUGGAGAUCUACAACGAGCAGGUGCGGGACCUGCUGAGCCCGGGGCCACCGUGCGCCCUGCCCCUGCGGUGGAGCAAAACCCACGGCUUCUACGUGGAGAACCAGCUCAGCGUGGACUUUGAGAGCCUGGAGGCCAUUGCCAACCUGCUCCUGCAAGGAUCCCAGAGGCGACAGACCUCGGCGCACGCCCUCAAUAGGCACUCGAGCCGCAGCCACGCUCUUCUGACCAUCAAUGUCCGCAGCCGGGCCCCCAGCACCUGCCCCGGCAAGCAGGGCACGCUGUGCUUCGUGGACCUGGCUGGCAGCGAGCGGGUGAAGGAGACCGGCUCCAGCGGGGAGCUCUCCGUGGAAGCCAACAAUAUCAACCGCAGCCUCCUGGCACUGGGACACUGCAUCUCUCUGUUGGCCAAACCCCGAGGGAAGCGGACGCACAUCCCCUACCGGGACAGCAAGCUCACCCGGCUGCUGGCACGCUCCCUGGGUGGCUCGGGCAUCACCCUAAUGGUCGCUUGCAUCUCCCCGUCCUCACACUGCCUCUCGGAGACGCUAAGCACGCUGCACUACGCCAGCCGGGCCCGGAGGGUCACCACCAGACCCCUGGCCAACAGGGUGUCUCGGGAGAAGCUGCUGCAAACCUUGGAGAAAGAAAUCCAUGCCUUGCAGCUGGAAAACCUCUCCCUGCGCCAGCAGCUGUGCCUGCCCAGGGUGCCAGCGAGGAGCAUGGAGAUGCCAGGGACCCCUCCAAGGGAGGGGGCAUGGCCGGGCUGGGGAGGCAGGUAUGGACCCGCAGGGCUGCGGUGCUCCCCUGUCGAAGGGCAGCUCCCGUCACAGGGAGCCCCUGCCUGGCCCAGCCUCUACGGCCUCCUGCGGGACUUCGUGGUGGAGAAUGAGCAGCUGAGGCAGCCCCAGCUGUCCCCAGACCCCAGCGGUGACAUCCCAGCUGGCCCAUCCUGCAGAGCCACCCGCAGCUCCAGUGACAGCCAGCCCCUGCUCCCGAGUGCCCGCACCCCCCAUGUCCCCACCAGCCACCCCACGAGGCUCCGGCAGCCCGACACGACACCUGCCUCUGGCUCCCGGCUCCCGAAGCUGCCUCCUGCCUCCAGCCGCCCUGGCUGCCCCCAGUGCUGCCCUGGGCCGGCCAAUGCCACCGUGUCCCAGGUGCUGCCAGGGCCCCUCGUGCCGCAGCCGAUCCUCCCCGAGGGAAACAUGGGUGUCCUGCCACCCGGCCAGGAGGACUCGGCUCUGCCUGGCUCCCAUCAGCUCCUCAGGCACCCCCAGGCACCCCAGGGAAAGCGGAGCCGCGGCAGGAGCAGGAGCUCGACUCAGCGGCACCUGCUCCCCCAGGAGCUGCCAGGCCCUGAGCGCCGUCCCAGCCCCGAGGGAAGGGUCAUCCCUUCGGCCCCGCCGUGGCCGGGAUUACCGGAGCCAAGAGCCGCCGGCACCAUCCCUCUCCUCCAGUGGGAAGAGGCACCGGAAUGGCUGGCGGAGCAGAUCUAAGCAGCCGCGCCGCGGACAGAGCCAGCAGUGGGGAUCUGGCACAGCCCACGCACAGUUACUGUACCUGGAGGG